Molecule: messenger RNA, 1527 nt
Organism: Fonsecaea erecta
Lineage: Eukaryota; Fungi; Ascomycota; Eurotiomycetes; Chaetothyriales; Herpotrichiellaceae
Exons: 2
Coding region: 1-1527 (508 amino acids)
Source: RefSeq, a predicted model, not a curated record
AUGUCCACAAAUCCCUUCCGUAAGAGUAGUUCAUUGAAAGGUUCUGGCGGAAGCAGCACUCCCACUCCUAGUCUCACAUCGGAUCCUCGCGGCACCAGUCCUGGCGCUCUUUCUCUUGAUACCAGAGUCCACGGUCCGACGCAGAAACAUGUGAACUUCGCUUCCCCUCCGGCCAUCCCCAUCUCGCCGGUCUCAUAUCCACCCUCGCCCGAGUCUACACGACAGGAGUUCCUCUCUGCGUUCCCCAGCCCGCACUCUCCUUUACCUGCACCGACAGACUAUAGCCAAGCGCUCGCGAGCGAUCCUUUCGCGGCCGAAGCUUCCGACGAGGAUGAUACCGCCAUCGAGCAGGCAUUGGAGAAUGCGAGGGCGAACAAUGAGAUUACCGCGCCUGGGUCGAUGGCGACAAAGGCCUCAAGAGAAGAUGCCGUGAGAGAGACCCUGGGGCGAUUUGCAAGCAUUCCACGACGGCCGGUCAACAGUCAAUCAGCUGCCGCGGGAAAGGACCUCUCGAAAUCGGCCAUGGACGUGGACGCCUUCAAGAGGAUGUUGCUGACGGGAGAUCGGGGUUCUUCUUCAUCCCGCGAGACAGGGGUACAGAACAUCCAGUCGGGCCCUAAUCCUGUAAGUGACAGUGGUUCCAGUGCGGACACAGCAUCAAUCUCACAGCACUCGAUAUUCGAGACUGUACAACCUGCGCCGGAUGAAAGUCCCCGAACUUCAGAUGAUCUAGAGGGCAAUGAGGCGAACACAUAUCGUGCGCAGCUUGGGACUAUCUCAGAAAAAGGAGAAAGACCCCCUCCGCCCAAGAGCAGACGCGGGAAGCCCCUCAAGGAUCUGGGGACGGAGCAAGGUCCAACAGCCAAAUUCGACAGCUUUAUCAACUCGCUGGCGCUGCCUGGCAGCUACAAUGCCAGCUCAGAAGCGCCGAGUCUAAGGUCGCCUCCGAUUGACGACAGUUCUACCAGCGAUCGCCUUGCGAGUGCGGGAUAUUCUGAUACCCAGAAAAAGGUGCCUCCUGCGCCUCCAUUAACUCGCCGGAAGAGCCAGCAAGCACCGAAGAAACCGGCCCUGGCAAGGAGCAGCUCCUCUCGCUAUUCAGUUUUCAGCGAAACAGAUGGACCUCCAAGCCCAGCCUUUUCCAGCUCCGGAACAAAGCCUCCUCCACCACCUCCAGCGCGGCGAGCCAACAGUACUGGCGACCGUCGUCCCUCAAUCGACGUGGCUUCUAUCCCAGAGAACGAGAACGUAACGGAUACGGAAUUCAGGCCAGGGUUACACUCCAGUCCUUCCUACUCGAAGCGGUUGAGCCAGGGACUCCCGCCUCCGCUACCGCCGCCCAGGCGAGGAAGAGGCUCAAGCCGAAGUAGCAUGGAAACUACAAGGCCAUCAAUGGCGCAUCUGGACGUGUCAGACGCUGGAGGAAGUGAUUUGGGCUUUCCCAAGAGUGACCCCAGAGACAUCUUGGCAGACCUUGCUGCCCUGCAACGCGAGGUAGAUGCUGCUAGAGCAGGGGCGGGUCAGUGA